Peronospora matthiolae is the source of this 507-nucleotide messenger RNA. NCBI's taxonomy places the organism in Eukaryota, Oomycota, Peronosporomycetes, Peronosporales, Peronosporaceae. The record is from the annotation of a GenBank genome assembly.
AUGGAGCCCCCGCACUUGGCUGAAACGCGAGGAGGAAGCGAAAGCGGGACAAAAAUGGCACGAAAUGAUCGUAUCGCGUUUGUGUUCACUGACAACAUUUGUGUUUAUCAAAACUACAUGUACAACUACGACGGUGAUCUCAGCUGCUUCAAGCGUCCUACAAACCAAACAUGGUACAGCUCAGACCACGAGCGUGCGAUUGUUACUCCUCAGACAAGAAGCUCGAAGCUCGCUUACGAGAGCAAGCGGUGGAGGCCACCGGUCUGCACGGUCGCCUGCAGAGUCUACUGGGCGUACACAUCUUUCGGAACAGCUCCGCCGGUACUGUACCCGUUGGCAGCGUUGCUGCUUGCCUCCGCAUUCGCUCCAACUCCUUGGUUUACACCGGGACCUGCGUUCGAACGGGCGCCUGCAGUGGCUGCCACAGUGGCAGGUACACCAGCUCCACCAUUACUGACGUUGGCACCAGCACUGGCAGUCGCACCGCUGUUAGCGGGUGAACCGUAA